AUGGGUUCAGUGGGAGUGAAUGCAAUUGAAACAGCAGCUCUUGGGAGACCCUUCAAGCUCGGUAUGCUGUAUGACUGCAGAAAAGACGCAUUAAUACCAGGUAUUAGACUUUGGAACAAAGAACAGCUGCAGCAGAAUAUUUGCUCUUGCACCCAAAUUAAUACAGGAUUCAAAGUCACAGCUUCAGACUCCAUUCAGGACAAAUCUAAAUUACUGAAUAUUGAUGGUGGGCUUAUACUGAGUAUUUUAGGUGAUCUCGUCCAUGUUAGUGGAGCAGCAAAAUAUCUCAAUGACAUCAAGAAGUCUUUCAAACAGCAGAGACUGACGCUACAUUAUCAUUCAACCAGCAGGUUUGAAGAACUGACUGUGAAUCAUUUGCCUUCUAAAAAUCUUCCUGACGAUGACAAUGAUACAGCCACACAUGUAGUGACAGCAAUACUGUAUGGAGCAGAUGCCUGCUUUGUGUUUGACAGAGAAGUUUCUUCAAAUGAGGACAAAAGCAGAGUAGAGGGAGAAGUGAAAGUGGCUUUUGAGAAACUGCAGGGCAUCGUUUCAGUGGGUGCAAAUGCUGAUCUAAGCAUGAAUGAUAACCAGAAAACUGAAGUCAAAAAGUUCACUUGUACAUUUUAUGGAGACUUCCAGCUACCGUCUAACCCGAACUCUUUUGAAGAUGCAUUGAAGGUUUUUGCUGAUCUUCCAAAACUCCUGGGAGAAAAACAAGACCGUGGGGUUCCACUGAGAGUUUGGCUUUAUCCUCUGGACAAACUUCACUCGAGAACUUCAAAACUUCAUAGAGACAUCAGCAUUGAUUUAACCAUAAAGAUUGAAUCAGUGAUUGAGACGAAGCAGGACACAGACUGGACAUCUGAACCUGUGCUGAAGGAUCAAGACACAGUUACUCUGACUGAUCUGAGAGAAGAAACUGAGUAUGAGAUCAAAUGUGCAGCGCUGGGGAAACUCAACUACACCGUAGACAGUGACGUGAUCAGAGUCAUCACAGGGGUAUGA
Molecule: messenger RNA, 1008 nt
Organism: Ctenopharyngodon idella (grass carp)
Lineage: Eukaryota; Metazoa; Chordata; Actinopteri; Cypriniformes; Xenocyprididae
Product: neoverrucotoxin subunit beta-like
Exons: 3
Coding region: 1-1008 (335 amino acids)
Source: RefSeq, a predicted model, not a curated record